AUGUUUCUCCAAAUCCCACUCGCCCUCGCCCUAGCCGCUACCUUUCUCAGUCUGACCAUCGCUGCCACCCUCCCCUCAUAUCUCGUCAUCUCCGUCGUCAACUCAACCGGUGUAACCAUUGGCAGUCUCACGGGCUACGGAAACUUCUCCCACCCCGGACCCAGCUAUCCCUUCCGCAGCGCCCCAAGCAAUACCACUGCAGACUAUGCAUCUCUUCACGGAUAUUACAGCUGCGAUGCCGCAGCAGGCGGGAUAUUAGCCUGUGGUGAUUCAUCUGGAGGAGCAUCUGAGAGCUUUUUCUCCUCUGACAAUGGGAACUUGGCCCUCGAAGGUACAGAUGGAACAUGGUCUGUUUCAGCCCCGGACGAUUCUGGGGUUGGCACCGACCAGUUCGGCCAUGUCAUUGGGAUUCCAGUCUACGUUGGUAGCACGGCAGCUAUACCCGUCAGCCUUUCAAUCAAGGCGGCUACUGGAUGA
Molecule: messenger RNA, 477 nt
Organism: Lachnellula hyalina
Lineage: Eukaryota; Fungi; Ascomycota; Leotiomycetes; Helotiales; Lachnaceae
Exons: 2
Coding region: 1-477 (158 amino acids)
Source: RefSeq, a predicted model, not a curated record